Molecule: messenger RNA, 1314 nt
Organism: Talaromyces rugulosus
Lineage: Eukaryota; Fungi; Ascomycota; Eurotiomycetes; Eurotiales; Trichocomaceae
Exons: 4
Coding region: 1-1314 (437 amino acids)
Biological process (GO): coenzyme A biosynthetic process
Cellular component (GO): nucleus; cytosol
Molecular function (GO): ATP binding; pantothenate kinase activity
Source: RefSeq, a predicted model, not a curated record
AUGUCACCAUCAGACAAUGCCUCGGCCGAGGUUGACCCCUCCCGCCCGAGCCUGGAGGACGCUAUCACCAACCCCGGCACCGUCAAGAUAAAUGUGCAGGGCGCUUACAUUGUCGACGACCAGCCCCCAACACCGGACAGUAUACCGGAUGGCGAUGGCGUCCAUUACGAGCGCAAGGAUAUUAGGCUACCUCAUCAUACAAGCGUGGUGAGCCAUGUGGCAGUUGAUAUCGGAGGCUCAUUGGCGAAGCUGGUAUAUUUUACAAAAGAAUUACAAUCGCCACAAGAAGGCGGGCGCCUCAAUUUCAUGAGCUUUGAGACGGAGCGGAUCGACCGGUGCAUCGACUUUAUCCAGCAACUCAAGCAGGACCACGAGAGACUCAAUGGCUCUGCGCCCGACGAGCUAUGUGUUAUCGCAACGGGUGGAGGGGCCUAUAAAUAUUACGACAGGCUGAAGCAGACGUUGAAUGUGGACAUAAUGCGGGAGGAGGAGAUGGACUGCCUCAUCACUGGCCUGGACUUUUUCAUAAACGAGAUCCCCAACGAAGUAUUCAGCUACAGCGAGACCGAGCACAUGCAAUUCACGGAACCGCGUGCUGGAGCAUACCCUUACCUUCUUGUUAAUAUCGGAUCCGGAGUGUCGAUGAUAAAAGUAUCUGGCCCGAAUCAAUUCCUGCGAGUCGGUGGAACACAUCUUGGGGGAGGCACAUUUUGGGGCAUCCUGUCCCUUCUGACCGGGGCUACCACGUUCGACGACAUGCUGGCAAUGGCGGAUCGCGGCGACAACAGCGGCGUCGACAUGCUGGUCGGCGACAUCUACGGCAUGGACUAUACCAAAAUCGGACUGAAAAGUACUGCGAUUGCUAGUUCGUUCGGCAAGGUUUUCAAGAUGAAGCGUGCUGCUGAACGCCAGGCGGAAGAUGCACCAGGCGAAGACACCGAGAACGCGUCUGGCGCGCAAUUCAGCCCCGAAGACAUGAGUCGCAGUCUUCUUUUUGCUAUAAGCAAUAACAUCGGCCAGAUCGCCUAUCUCCAGUCUGAGAAGCACGGGUUGAAGCACAUAUAUUUCGGAGGCUCAUUUAUCCGCGGCCAUCGCCAGACCAUGAAUACUCUCUCCUAUGCCAUCAAGUUCUGGUCCAAGGGCGAGAAAGAGGCAUACUUUCUGCGACACGAGGGGUAUCUCGGUGCAGUCGGUGCCUUUCUCAAACGACAGCCUCAGAACUGGGGUCGACGAAAUAGCUUGGAAGAUUCUUCACUUUCCAAGCAAGCCCGGGAAGAUUUGCGACAGGAAAUUCAAAAUCAGCAGCAAAAAUAG